GUUUAUAUAUAUAUAUAAGAUAUUAUUGCAGAGUCUAGAGAGAGAAACAAGCGUAGUGGUGUACGUGUCGGUGGAAUUAGAAUUUGCUUAUAAAAACUUUCUUUUAAGGUCAAAAAAUUCAAUAUGGGCUUUUUGCCCAGAUGACAAGAACUUCACUUCUCCUUAAGAGAGAGAAAAUUUUGUUUUUUUCAGAGAGUUAGAGAGAGAGAAUGGACGGCGGCGGCGGCGGCGGCGCUACUGCAGUCAUCGCCGGCGGAGCCAGGGCUGUGACCCGGAGGAGGAGCGACAAGCCGUACAAGGGCAUACGGAUGCGUAAGUGGGGGAAGUGGGUGGCGGAGAUUCGGGAGCCCAACAAGCGAUCCAGAAUCUGGCUCGGAUCCUACUCCACCGCCGUGGCGGCGGCCCGAGCCUACGACACCGCCGUGUACUACCUCCGCGGCCCGACGGCGAAGCUCAACUUCCCCGACGAAAUCUCCGCCGGCGGACUGAACGACCUCUCCGCCGCCUCGAUAAGGAAGAGGGCGGCGGAGGUCGGCGCCAGGGUGGACGCCCUCCAGGCCAACGGCGGCGACGGCCUGCCGGUGAAACCCUCUUCGUUUCAAGAUGAGAUUGAUCUCAAUAAAAAGCCCGAACCCGAAUCCGAGGGCCCGAACCUCGAAUAUUGGUGAAUAUAUUUUUUCUUUUUUAAUUAAUUAUAAAAUUACGUUGUAGUUUCUUUAAUUUAAGAAACUCUUAUGUGAGGGGUAUAAUGGUAAACAUGCACCUCGUAGUUAAUUUGAUCUUAGGUUUUCACCCCUUAUAUAUAUAAAAAUAUAUAUAUUUUUUUUUUAUUUGUAAGUUUAUUUUUGUAGUGUUUUUCUUUUGUUGGAUAGAACAGUUUUGUCGUUGGGAACUUGGGAUGAUCCGUUAAUGUAAAAGAAUUAUUGAUUAUGUAAAUAUUAAUUAGCUUUUAAUUAAUUGUUUUUCUUUUUUUGUUA
Molecule: messenger RNA, 977 nt
Organism: Erythranthe guttata (spotted monkey flower)
Lineage: Eukaryota; Viridiplantae; Streptophyta; Magnoliopsida; Lamiales; Phrymaceae
Product: ethylene-responsive transcription factor ERF008
Biological process (GO): regulation of DNA-templated transcription
Molecular function (GO): DNA-binding transcription factor activity; DNA binding
Source: RefSeq, a predicted model, not a curated record